AUGAGGGCCAUGGCAGCUGUCGGAGGAGACUUGAGCAAAUUGAGAGUGCCAAGCGGCGAGUACUUGGCCGGCCUGAAGCGUCGUGAGAAUCAAACCGUUACCAAGUCCAACGAUGAUGUCGACAAGAAAAACGAGAAUUACAACGAAGUUGAGGCCAUGUGGCAUGCAGCGCGAAGACUUAUAGAAGGUCUUCAUGGAGCUGAGAGCAUCUACUGCUGA
Molecule: messenger RNA, 219 nt
Organism: Symbiodinium sp. CCMP2592
Lineage: Eukaryota; Dinophyceae; Suessiales; Symbiodiniaceae
Source: the annotation of a GenBank genome assembly